Miscanthus lutarioriparius is the source of this 297-nucleotide messenger RNA. The record is from the annotation of a GenBank genome assembly. Lineage: Eukaryota; Viridiplantae; Streptophyta; Magnoliopsida; Poales; Poaceae.
AUGGUUGUGAUGCGACCUAUGUUUGGUGCAUUUGGAAAGGCUGGAAGUUCCAAUUCAAUUGCAUUUGUGAGCAAGGCUGCUAAAGAAGCUGGUGUUGCAAUGGAGUACAAAUUAGAAAAGAGGGUGGAAGCUGUUAGCGGUGUUCGCUGUUUGACAAAGCUUGACAUGAAGCUCAAUGAUGCUCUUCCGAAAAUAGAAGUCGACCCUGAGACCUACACAGUGACUGCCGAUGGAGAGGUAUUGACAUGCCAACCAGCACCCACGGUACCACUGUCUCGGAAUUACUUCCUAUUCUAG